Messenger RNA from Antrostomus carolinensis (chuck-will's-widow), 1267 nucleotides. Its product is annotated as E3 ubiquitin-protein ligase LNX. Gene Ontology annotation, cellular component: cytoplasm. Gene Ontology annotation, biological process: ubiquitin-dependent protein catabolic process. The annotation marks the transcript as partial. The transcript has 6 exons. The record is from RefSeq and is a predicted model, not a curated record. Gene Ontology annotation, molecular function: protein binding; ubiquitin-protein transferase activity. Lineage: Eukaryota; Metazoa; Chordata; Aves; Caprimulgiformes; Caprimulgidae.
AUGUAAAGGAGCAUCCCACUAUGGCCUUACCAAGGAACGGAAGAGACGUUCCCAAGACUGCUCUCCAGACCAUGGCUCCAGCUUAGCAGUAGCUGCCCUAAGCCCCGAAUUGUCAGCAGCUGCGGCCAUCGCCUUAAUGACAGACGAGCCGGGGCUAGUGAAUCCAGCCUUCAGCCCCACCUCGGAGGACAGCCAGUCAGGAAGCAGCCCCGGAGACCUGCAUCGCUGCAACCGAAACAGAACUCGACACUUUGAACGCUCCACCAUAAGAAGCAGAUCUUUUAAAAAAAUAAACAAGGCAUUCAGUGUUCUUCGAAGGACAAAAAGUGGAAGCGCUGUUUCCAACCAGGCUGACCGGGAAAGGGAGACUGUUGGGAACUCUGCUGCUGGAGAGGAAGAUUCAGAAUGCUCCCUACAACCCCCGGUGACAAACACACAACAGUCUGCGGGAAAACCUGCAAGAAUCACCAAAAACAAGACAGAAAGUUUACUUCUUUCUAGAUUCAGCAGCUCUUCGAUAUUUAAGGACUGGAAAUAUAAAAUGGUAAAGAAAGGUUUUCCAAGGUUGUAUCACCUGAUUCCAGAUGGGGAAAUCACCUGCAUUAAGAUCAACCGUACCGAUCCCCAUGAAAACCUGGCCAUUAGGAUUGUGGGAGGCAGUGAGACUCCUUUGGCUCACAUUAUUAUACAGCAUAUUUAUCGAGAUGGGGUAAUUGCCAGAGAUGGAAGACUGCUGCCUGGAGACAUGAUACUAAAGGUAAAUGGCAUGGACAUAAAAAAUGUGCCUCACAACUAUGCCCUGUCAAUCCUGAAGCAACCCUGCCACGUGCUCCGACUGACAGUGCUCCGAGAGCAGAGGUACCGAUGCCGAAACAGCGGACUUUCCUUUGAUGCUCACUGCAACAGGGACGACAGUUUCCAUGUUGUGCUAAACAAAAGCAGCCCAGAUGAGCAGCUGGGAAUAAAGCUGGUCCGCAGGGCCAAUGAACCGGGGGUAUUUAUUUUCAACUUACUGGAAGGAGGCAUGGCUGCCCGUGACGGACAGCUUCAGGAGAAUGACCGGGUGUUGGCCAUCAAUGGGCAUGACCAUCGGUACGGCAGUCCAGAGAGCGCAGCCCAGCUGAUACAGGCCAGCGAGAAGCAGGUUCACUUCAUCGUGUCACGGCAGACCAGGCAGCAGACCCCUGACAUCUUGCAGGAGACGGGCUGGAGUUACAGCAGUGGCAGUCCCCAGUCCUGUCCCACUGGGAGGAACAACCCCAGCAAG